Messenger RNA from Magnusiomyces paraingens, 6456 nucleotides. RefSeq lists its product as uncharacterized. Gene Ontology annotation, molecular function: ATP binding; protein kinase activity; protein binding. The transcript has 4 exons. Gene Ontology annotation, biological process: protein phosphorylation. The record is from RefSeq and is a predicted model, not a curated record. The coding region runs from base 1 to 6456 and encodes 2151 amino acids. NCBI's taxonomy places the organism in Eukaryota, Fungi, Ascomycota, Dipodascomycetes, Dipodascales, Dipodascaceae.
AUGUCUUCUUCUCUUCCUAUUACCAACUCUGCUCCUAAGAAUACACCACAAGAUGAGAAACAGAAAUCUUUAAAAAAAAAGUCUUCAGCUGUCAAUCUUGUCGAAAACGUUCCUACAUUUAUUAUUGAUAGUUCUGUUCCUAUUCUAUCAGGCUCAGUUGAAGACAUUCAAGGACUGGAUACUACAGGAUCAAAUCCUUAUCCAGCAAUGGCCAGACCACGCAAAAGCCUUUCAGCAUUAGACGCUGAGACUGCUGAUACCGAUCGUGCAUCGACAAAACGUUCCGUUUCCGAAGGAAGUGUUUUACAAUCGAUGUCUACACCCCUUUUGAGCAUCACCCCAAUUGUCCCCAGUUCUAAAAGUCCCGAUUCUGAUUUGCAAAAGAGAAGUAGUUCUUUAAAUCCUGACAAAACUGUUUUUUUGCAAAACCACCAGUCUUCCAUAACUUCCAACAUGGAAUCUAAAAGCGAAAAAGAGCCUAGCACAUCAUCAUUAACAUCAAAAAAGGCGCCAUCCUCUUCCACACUUUCUCCAACUAUUGAAGCUUCUGAUAAUUCUUCUUCGCCGACCUCUGUUUGGAAGGAGACAGCUUCUCAAGAUCUCACUCCUAAAAAGCCAUCUAUUUUAACCAAUAACUCUUUCUCGACAUCGCACCGUAAUGUACAAGUGAUUGAAUCACCAAACACAAGCAUUUCACCUAAGAAUGAUUUUCAAAAUAAUUCUAGUCAGGAAAACUCGGUCAGCAGCAAAGGAAGUACACCAGAAAAGGAGCACCUUGAUAAAAGGCAUUCUGUAUCAAGUCUUCCGGGAUCACCGUCAAACAAGCCAUCUAGACCUUCAACGUCAGGCUCUCUUGAAACACUAUCAAAUCCGGGGCAUCCGAGUCAGUACGAUUCAUUUAACGACUCUCCACAACCAGAAGCUAGCAGCACUCCAAAUAUUGCACAUCAAUCUUUCUCACCUCUAUCACCUUCUACCAACAUUUCUUCAAGAAGCAGAAAUGCAUCAGGUCAGCAUGUCAACUAUCCCAAUCCUAUGCAAGGAAUCAACUUUCGUACAAAUGAUCCAAAUGAAUGGACUUUAGAGCGAGUUUUAACUUGGCUAGAACACAACAAAUUUGGCCGAGACUGGAUUGAAACUUUUCGUUCUAGAAACAUUCAUGGAGCUGAAUUUCUCUCUUUGGUGAGCUACCAGAAGCUUAAAGAUCUUGGUCACUUGUCUUCUUCCAAUGAUAUUUACAGCACUACACCGUCUCGAUUUAUCCAUAUUCUCAGAAAAGUAUUCGAUCGUUCGUCUAGUACCUCAAACAGUACCAUGGACCCUCAACCAUUUCAAUCAGACAUUGACGAAGAAGAUCCCAUUUCCACUUAUAACACAAAUAACAGCAUAGAACUUUUUUACAACUCAGAGGCCAUGUCCUCUGCAGCAGUCGGAACAACACCAGUAGUAGAUUCAUUAAGAUUGGAAACAGAUGCUGUACUAAGCAUUCCCGCUUCGGCAAAUGGAAAUUACCAAGAAUAUUCGUUUAACUCAACACAGACAAUGCGUCUCCCUAUUAAUAACUCGUUAAGUGAUAAUAUAUCAGAAAUUGAUCCGCAACAAGUCAGAAUUCGCAAUAAUAAUAGCAAUCAACUUCGACCAAUCUCAACCUUAGAUAUAUCAACUUUUAAACAGACAUCUCCUUCAUCUCCCACUGCAUUCUCCAACAUCUUUUCACGAAAACAUACAAAGUCAAACUCAUCAGAAUCUUUCACUGGAAAUCCUAUUCAGCCAACCCUGUCAGCUAAUCUUUUGAUUUCACAAGAAGAAAAGGCGGAUAAGAAAACUGGUCUUCUUAAUAAAUUCCGCAGACGUGACAAAGAUGGAAAUCGUGAUCGCCUUAGAGCAUCAAAAAGCGCCACAAAUCUUUUCGAAGUUCAAAACUCUCAAAUUAAUUCAAUUCCUCCAAUGUUUGCAAGUAGUCAAUUAUCUGACUCUGUAGGUAUAUUUCCUUACGGAAAUCUCGAUGUUCAAUAUGAACCUGUAAAGCCAAAAGAACAUCAAAAGAUUAUUUUGGUAACCACAACCAACGAACAUUUUACAACAAUAAAUAUAUCAGAUGUCACGAAUCUAGAAGAAUUAAAAACGCUUAUUGCCGAUAAACUGAACCUUGAUGGUUGGUCUCAUUUUACUUUUCAUUUGACUGAAUUUGGUUGUUCUGAAGGUCUUGCCCUAGAUGAUGUUACAUUUAAUAAUUUGGUUUUCAAUCCUUCUAAGCUUGGCUAUAAUCCCCACUCAGUUUUGAAGAUUUUUAUUGGAAAUGUCAUUCCGUUUGGCUCAAUAUCACCAGGACAAUUGUCUAUGGAAUAUGAGUUUUCAACAAACACUUCAAAUUAUCCGGCCACACCGUCCUAUCUUAUUCAUGCUCACCCGGAUGCUGCAAAUAACGAAGCCGUUACUCAGCUACAAUCAGAUGCUGAGCCACCAGAUUACUUUUCUCAUAAGCCCCUUGAACAAGCAGCUGCUGUAUCUCCACAGGCACCUCUUUUAACACAACAACAGCAGAUUUCCUUUCAAGAGUAUAUUCGCAACAUUAACCAUCAUACAAAUAAAAAUAAAAUGGGCCCAGCAUCCACUCGUGGAACCUCUAAGGCUAACUUAACCAACUUUGGUGGUCCAGCAAGUUACAACUACAAUCAACAGUACAAUCAUUUUAAUAGUAAUUUUCUUCAUCCAUUUGAAGAUACGUUGUCGUUUCGCGAUCCUAGUCGACUCAGUGUUGCUAGCAUUGAUUAUAGCGGUCGUCGCUCUUCAGAAGAUUCCUUCAAAGUUAUUCGUCCUGAACGCCGAGAGAUAAAUUUUGACGAUCGUCGCUCUUCUCCUUACGAAAGACGACCUUCAAUUAACCCACAAGCUAUGUCCUCUAGACCAUCAAUUACCAACGAUCGUUCAAUAUCAAUUCCGUCAAUAUCCUCUUCAUCUUCGUCUUCUACAAGCACACUACCCUUAACCUUCCCAAGCGCUAACAAUCCACAUGUCAGUAAUUCGGCUAACGCCUCACCAGCAAUCGGAUAUGAUGAAACUUUAAAAUCUGAAAAAGCAGAUGACUUUGAUCUGACGCUAAGCAAUGAUGCCACAGGUAAAAUUGCGGAUAAGAUUGAAGAGCAAGAAAAAUCAGAAGAUAAUAAUGAAUCUUUAUCUAAACCAAAAAUAAAAAUUAAUAGGCAUGCAUCGAUUAGAACAAGCAGAAUUUACAGAAGUGCUGGGUCUGAAGAUUCCAGAAACUCCAUUUUGGAUUCAAAGAGUGUUGCUGAAAGUGAUGCAUCUUUUGCUCCCAAAACAACUGAGGGAAGACUUUCUAGGCAAUCUUCUAAAUUGGAUCGCAAAAGUUCAGUCAAACUGGUUCCCAAACGAGCUGCACCUCCACCUCCUAGCUCUAGUCCGGCAUCUUCAUUGCCAUCACCACUUUUAAAAUCAAACAAGACACAAUUACAUCGAACAACAAGUGUAAUUACAAGAGGCUCAGGGACUCGGAGUAGUUCUCGUGCACGUUCAAAUAUUACUGAUUCUACUGGAAAUUUUGGCUAUAGCAUUUCCGAAUUGCCUGAGGAAACAGCCCAUGAAGUACGCAGAGUUAGUGAUAGUGCAGUUCAGAUUAGUGAUUCUACGGGAAGGAAAGUUAGCAUUGGCUCACGUCCUCCAUUUGUCCCAUAUCUGACUAAUAAUGCACCAACGAAACUUGAUAUCAAAGAAAGUGAUCUUCUAGAAGAAAAGACUGUGCCUGAUAAUGCACUGUAUGGUCUCAAAGAAGAAGGUAAACAGACUUAUACACCAGCUUUAGGAAGACAGCCAUCUUCAAGAGUAAGCAGUUUAACACAUUCAUUAUCUCGCCGCUCUCAUCGGUCUGUUGAAGAUAAUGAAGCAAAUUUUCAUGAAAAUGAAGUUUCCUUUGCUGAUGCUCCUGCUUUUGAAGAAAGUGAUGAUUCUGGUAGCUCGAGUGAUGAAGGACUUUGGGCAAAGAAGCCACCCAAGCUCACUGAAGAAAAAGAUGAUAAUAAUGAUAACACAGAAAUUGAGGAAAAGCAAGAAGCUUCAAAUGCGCAAACAUUCAAAACAUCAGUUCCGAUGCCUCCAACACAGUUGCGGAGACUGUCUCAAACACUCUCUACAAUUACAUCGCCACCGCCGUUACUGUAUGGAUCACCUCCCCCACCUUUACCAACUUCUUCACCUUUGAAGCUGACUAUGGAUACCACAUAUUCCCAUCCACUCCCAGUCCAAACUAACCCACCGGCGGAAUCAAAGCAAAAUAUUCAUCCCAGAUCAUCUUCUUUUAAUCUUUCUCAUAACCAAGCACCUUUACAGGGCUCUCAGUUUCAAAAACUUGAUGAUAAUUCUGCUCAACCUACAUUCCAACCUAUUCUUCUUGAUUCAUCUUCUUCAUCAGAGGGCCGUCCGACGCUUCAUCUAGAUGUUUCAGAAGCUGGAGCCAAUGCUCCAGGAAAUAACAAUGGAAAACUUAAAUCAGCAACGCCUAUGACUCCAAUUUCAUAUUCAGACAUCAAUAUGAAUGGAUGGGCUGUGCGUCCUCCUGCCGAAGUAGUUUACGAAAAUCUGGAAAGAUUUUUCCCCAAUGCUGAUUUGGAUCGACCUAUUAUUUUAGAUCCACAAGGAAUGUCACCACCUGCAUCUCCAAAUGUUGAUGCUCCAGUUAAAAGUCACUAUUUGCCUCCGCUUUCUCCAGUUGUAGAACCAAAUGUAUCACAAGAAGGAUCUGCUACUCUAACGAGCAGCAGCAAUUUAAAUAUUGUCAGUAAUAGCAGUGAUGAUCAACAAGACACACUUUCAUCUUCGAAUGAUACCAAUACAUUGACAGUCCCUAUUCGUCAUAACUUUUCCGGCGCUCGAAAUUUACAAAGUUCUUUGGCAGCAUCUGCAGUAGCACCUGCGUCUAUAGAACAAAAGCCCCGUCGUCCCAGUGGAAGUUCAACCUUGAUUGCACCGUCAAUAGGUAAUAUUAGUACAAUUACAUGCAGCAAUGUUAUUCCUAGUUCAGUAUCUAGUCAACCAGUAGCAAGCUCUACUAGUGACGAUAAUAUUCCCAAAGAUGAAGUUAAAGUUGCACCUAAAAACGAUACCAAAAGUAAAUCGAACGAGGUUGAUUUUGUAAAGUACGUUAAAAAGACAGACCCGGCUAUCGGUAUAGGAAUUGGAGGCAAAAACAAAUUGACGAUGCGUACAAAAUCGCUACGCAUAGUUGUACAAGAAGCCACAGAACGCCGCAAGCGGUUUCAGUCAUUGGCAAAUCUUAAUACCAAGGGUGCAAUUAAUGUUAAUGGACCCGGUGGGCCUGGUGAUGUUAUUUUAGGAGGAAGUCCAGCCGCUUUACUUCGCCGUAAGAGUACCAAAGUUUGGGGCCAAAAGGUUGUGGAGGUCAAACCAGAUGAAUUCCGCACUGGAAGUCAGCAGCUUAGUCGACUGAGAGAUAACCGUGGCAAAGUUAAACAAUUUGUUUGGGUUAAAGGUGAAUUGAUUGGAAAGGGCACAUUUGGUAAGGUUUAUUUGGCACUGAACGCGACUGCCGGUGAAAUGAUUGCUGUAAAGCAAGUAGAAGUUCCUCAAACUCUGAGUGACAAAAACUCCUUGCAUCAAAAGGAAAUUAUUGAUGCUUUUCAUGCUGAAGUGGAAACAAUGAAAGAUUUAGAUCAUUUCAAUAUUGUGCAGUAUCUUGGGUUUGAGGCCUUACCAGAUGUUUACAAUUUGUUCUUGGAAUACGUUCCAGGUGGAACGGUUGGAAUGGCAUUACGGAAACAUGGCCGGUUUGAAAUCAGCGUUUCCCAGUAUUUCACGCGACAAGUUCUUGACGGUCUUUCAUAUCUUCAUUCCUGUGGUAUUUUACAUCGAGAUUUAAAAUCAGAUAAUAUUUUGAUUGAUUUAGAUGGAGUUUGCAAAAUUUCAGACUUUGGAAUUUCUAAAAAAAGUCGCGAUAUUUACGCUAAUGAUGCAGCAAUGUCGAUGCAGGGAACAAUCUUCUGGAUGGCACCUGAGGUUAUUCAUAAUGUAAUCGAUAACGAAAAGCAAGGUUACAGUGCCAAAGUUGAUAUCUGGUCACUUGGCUGUGUAGUUCUUGAAAUGUUUGCAGGGCGACGUCCAUGGUCUACUGAUGAAGCUAUUGCAGCCAUGUACAAACUUGGAAAUGCUCGUUUGGCUCCCCCGAUUCCUGAGGAUACUAAAGAUUUUGUUACUAGUGUUGGCAAAAACUUUCUUGAUUUGUGUUUCAAAAUAGAUCCUGAACUGCGACCGACUGCAAAAGAGCUUUUGGAACAUGAAUUUUGUGUCGUUGAUCCUAGUUUUAGAUUUGCAGAUACCCAAUUGGCAAAAAUGAUUCGAGUAGACGAUAAGGAAAAAAAGAUGAAGAAGCAAAAGCAGCAGCAAGAGCAAAGCAAAAAGCAAGAAGAGCAGUUGCAAAAGAAGUAA